CGCCUCACAUCAGCAGCUGAGGAAACAAAGGCGACGAUAAGCCACAAAGAAGUAGUGAGCUCACAGCCAUGGCUGCCUCCACUGCUGUCCUCCAUGGUUUAUCAAGCCCCUUCCUCGCCGGCGCUAAGUCCUCUCGUGCUUUGGUUGCGGGAUCCAAGGCGGCCACUGCGGUCGGCGCCAUAGCGCCAAGGAGGUUUGUUUUCGUCGCAGCUGCCGGCGCUGUGAAGAAGUCAUGGCUUCCAGGGGUGAGAUUCGGAGGCAGCGUUGUCGAUCCAGAGUGGCUUGAUGGAUCUCUACCCGGCGACUACGGUUUCGACCCACUCGGUCUCGGCAAGGACCCCGCCUUCCUAAAGUGGUACCGUGAGGCCGAGCUAAUCCACGGCCGCUGGGCCAUGGCUGCCGUCGUCGGCAUCUUCGUUGGCCAAGCCUGGAGCGGCAUCCCCUGGUUCGAAGCCGGCGCCGCCCCUGGCGCCGUGGCCCCCUUCUCCUUCGGUUCCCUCCUCGGCACCCAACUCCUCCUCAUGGGAUGGGUUGAAAGCAAGCGCUGGGUCGACUUCUUCAACCCCGACUCACAAUCUGUCGACUGGGCCACCCCCUGGUCUCGCUCCGCCGAGAACUUCGCCAACGCUACAGGCGAGCAGGGUUACCCCGGCGGCAAGUUCUUCGACCCACUCGGCCUCGCCGGCACGCUCAAGGAUGGAGUCUACAUCCCGGACGCGGAGAAGCUCGAGCGGCUGAAGCUAGCGGAGAUCAAACAUGCCAGAAUUGCCAUGGUUGCGAUGCUUAUUUUCUACUUUGAGGCCGGGCAGGGGAAGACGCCGCUCGGCGCGCUGGGAUUGUGAGUGCGGCAUUUCGUCGAACGGGUUGCAGGCAUGUCCCCUUUUCAGUUUCUGAAUUUGAUCGCUUUGGUUGAUGUUGCGUCGAUUAGUUUGAUUGACUGGUUAAUUAAUUAGUCUUUUGAGACUGGUGGAUUACUGAGGGGAAAGCAUGCCCAUUUUGUAUAAUAUCAUUUGUGUUGCAUAUGUGGAAUCAUUAUCACUCUUUAGUGUUUAAAGAUCGGUCGCUUGUUCUAUAUGUUAGAAACCAGUUGGAUAUUUGGAGUCAUCUGAUUUUGCUUCA
Messenger RNA from Dendrobium catenatum, 1119 nucleotides. RefSeq names its product chlorophyll a-b binding protein CP24 10A, chloroplastic. The record is from RefSeq and is a predicted model, not a curated record. The coding region runs from base 69 to 842 and encodes 257 amino acids. The transcript has 2 exons. Gene Ontology annotation, biological process: photosynthesis, light harvesting in photosystem I; response to light stimulus. Gene Ontology annotation, cellular component: membrane. NCBI's taxonomy places the organism in Eukaryota, Viridiplantae, Streptophyta, Magnoliopsida, Asparagales, Orchidaceae.